Molecule: messenger RNA, 2113 nt
Organism: Yamadazyma tenuis ATCC 10573
Lineage: Eukaryota; Fungi; Ascomycota; Pichiomycetes; Serinales; Debaryomycetaceae
Gene: HAP2
Product: Hap2p
Biological process (GO): regulation of transcription by RNA polymerase II
Cellular component (GO): CCAAT-binding factor complex
Molecular function (GO): DNA-binding transcription factor activity, RNA polymerase II-specific; DNA binding
Source: RefSeq, a predicted model, not a curated record
UUAUUACCAGUAUAAUUAUUUUCCUACACCCAAUCACCCACCUACCCAGUGACGACGAAUUCUUAAGGACCAUAAGAUUGUCAUAGACUUCAAGUGUAACGUUUUUGUUUUCUUGCAAAAUCCCUCCUCAUCCUCCAUCUAUUUUGUGCAAUUCACAAGUAUAUAUUUGUUAUUACCCUUGUGUCAGGUAACUAAAACAUACACCAAUGACGUCUUUACACAAUAGCGUACCUGAGGGCAAUUACUAUAAUGAGCCAGUAGGAUUGCCAUACUACAAUUCCCAUAAUCAAAAUGGCCAGCCUCCGUUUUACCAAGGAGAUCAAUCUGCUAAUCCUGGCACUUACGAACAGAAUGAACCUUCUUCUCAAUUCUAUGGAGCCAACGGUGCGGCACCCGGUCCCAACAGUGCUGCAGUCGCAUCAUCUGGUUCUGGUCCCCACCGUACUUCACAACAUGGUACUCCAACUUUUGGUCACGAUCCAAAUAGCGUUCUGGCAAAUGUUAACCCAUCCCCACAAGGUUCCACCUCAUCCUCGUCCCACCAGGAGAUUCCGGACGGAGGAUCAAUGGGCAUGGGAAUAAACAUGGCGAUGAAUAUUCCAAUCGAACAACAAGAUGAAGCACCCUCAGAGCAACCUUUUUAUGUGAAUGCUAAGCAGUAUCAUCGAAUUUUGAAAAGGCGUAUAGCCAGAGCCAAAUUGGAAGAAACUUUGAAGAUUGCCAGAACCCGUAAACCAUACCUACACGAAUCACGCCAUAAACAUGCAAUGAGACGGCCAAGAGGUCAAGGUGGCCGGUUCUUAACGGCAGCUGAAAUAGCUGAGAAGGCUCGUUUAGAUAAAUCAAAGGAGUUGGAAGAAAAGAAUAAAGAGGGAUUAUCUGAUAGUAGCAGCAAUGAAAACGAGAAAACGAACGAUGUUAACGUUAAAAAAGAGAAUCUUUUAGGUCUCAUUAACGAGGAUUCUGGUUAGACAUUUUAUUAGACCAUCUUUGUCUUUUUACUUUGUAAUUAUAUUUGUAUUUUAAGUAGGUUCUGUUAAAUUUAGGUUUACUUUUUAAUAUCUUGUUUGGGUCCACACUAUAAGAGGACUUGUAAAGCAUUCUGGGAUUCAAGGGAAAUCUGGCUAACAAUACUACCAUCUACCAAUUUGACCCCAUUGCUCACAAUCUGUUUAAUAUGAUUUAAGUCAUUAUUCUUUAUUUCACUGAGAGGGUCAAAUGGUUCUACUUGUAUGGUCACAAGUUUCGAAAAAUUGGAUCCAAAAGAACCCACAUCCAAGUCCAAUUCACUGAGUGCCACAUUUUUCAAGUCGUCGGCAUUGGCUAUCACAUCCUUGUUUAAACUCAUCAAGCUUGUGGAGCUCUUAGCAAUCUGUUCCAACAAAAUGAUCUUGAGGGUUGAGUUAAUCAAAUCGGAGUUGACUAACUGCAGUAAUCCAAUCAAAUUGAUCUUUUUAUCACGUAAAUUUUGGAAACUGGAAAGAUUAGGCAAUACAAGGUUGGAUAAGAUUUGUUCAAACACACCCGGUUGUGGUAGAUUGAUUAAAGUUAUGAUAAAAUUGGCAUUCAACCCGGGGUUCCUAAUGUUCAAUGACUUGUUCAAAGGAAGCGAACUAAUGGAAAACACAAAAGUAAUGAACCUCUUCAAGAACUUCUCUGUUCGGGAAUUUUUUAAUCUGGUCAAUAUCAAUACAGCAAUACUUUUCAAGAAUUUUUCCAAUACACGUAAAGGUAUGUAAAGCAAAAUGGUCUCCAACAACUCAAACCCAUACACCUCAUUAAGCUUCGAUGCAAUUAAUUUCUGGAAGAUUCCCAAUAAUGGUGUGACGGUUUCAUGAGUGCUAAACACUUUAUAGUCAUAUUUGAUAAUUGAAAUCAAUAAUCUGGUGAUACCAGGAAUAUUUCCUCUGAAUUGCCAUAAAUUUGGGGACAUGAGUGGUUUAAUGAGCUGGGUGUAUUCCAGGGGAAGAUUCAGUGAUUCAUUUCCUGGCAAUCUCUCUAACAUAUAAGCCAAAACUUGGAAUGUAUAAGGAACAAAUUCUUGAACAUCUUCGUUCAAUAUGUUCAACAAGUUUGGCAAAAUCAACACUAUCAACUCAUUUACUUUAUCAUC